AUGAGGACUUCUCAGAGUAGGCAGAAGAGCUACGCUGAUCGGAGACGCCGAACUCUAGAGUUUGAAGCGGGCGACCAUGUGUUUCUUCGAGUCACGCCAACUACAGGAGUCGGCAGGGCCAUUAAAUCUAGAAAGCUUACGCCUAAGUUCAUUGGUCCGUAUCAGAUUACUCGACGAAUAGGACCGGUAGCAUAUCAGAUAGCACUAUCAGCAUUCCUUUCCAACAUUCACGAUGUGUUCCAUGUCUCACAACUAAGAAAAUACAUCCUAGAUCCGUCACAUGUCAUUGAACUUGACGACAUUCAGUUAAAAGAUAACUUGUCUUUUGAGGUACCACCGGUCAUAAUAGAGGACAGAAGGGUGAAGCAACUACAAGGCAAGCAGAUCAUGCUAGUGAAAGUUAUCUGGAAUCAGAACACGGGCGAUACUACAUGGGAAUUGGAGGAAAAGAUGAAGGAACAGUAUCCUGAACUGUUCACGGACCCAUAA
Molecule: messenger RNA, 489 nt
Organism: Lotus japonicus
Lineage: Eukaryota; Viridiplantae; Streptophyta; Magnoliopsida; Fabales; Fabaceae
Exons: 1
Coding region: 1-489 (162 amino acids)
Source: RefSeq, a predicted model, not a curated record